AUGGGUACCCAAGGGUACUACUCAAGCUGCUCAGUCUCCGGUGCUCGGCCCCAUUCUACGGGCGUCCUAGCAGAUGAUUGCCCGUUCGAAACACUCAGUAACCGAGGUGUGCGAAAGGUUAAAGGCCCUGCUCGUGCCAGUGUCGGCAAGGCCCUCCAGGGGUCCCGCAGCCACAGUUUGCGAAUGUCUCGAGAAGGUCGGCGGGUUUCAGCUUCAGCCCAUCAACACAUAAAAGGCGGUGUCUCUGAAACCCAAAAUCAAGGUACCGAGGGACCAAGUAUGGAUAAUAGGGUUCCCAAGCAAGAAAACGAACCGCCGCUGGUUCACGACUGUUCGACACAUCCAGACUCGACAAGACCAUGUUCGACACCCAUGACCGUGCACUAUCAAAUUGUUACUGAAGUGCCAACUGCUGUUUACAACAAACAGGCGCAGGAGUCAUUGGAAUCGAACAGGAGGAAUGAGAUGGCAAUCAAUCAGGAUGUCGUGAUGGAGGAUGCAGAGCCCACUAUUCGUGAAAUGUUUAAACAACUGGAGACUCACGUUAUCACUGAGGAGCAACUAAUCAACGAAGUCCGCGGGAUAUAUACUGGUUUGGUUCAGGUGGAAAAGAAAUGCAUCGAAGUCGAUAGGCAACAGGCCGAAUCCAAGACCCAACUGUCAAAAGCUCAGUGGCAGGUGCUGGUCUCAGUGCACCGAACGCUGCUCCACGAGCAUCACGAUUUCUUCCUGGCCUCUCAACAUCCGUCAGCGAGUCGUGUUCUCAAACAGCUUGCGACGAAAUACGCAAUGCCGGCUCGAAUGUGGCGAUACGGAGUACAUUCGUUUUUAGAGCUGUUGCGUCAGAAUUUGUCCGAUUCAAUGGAGUAUAUGCUCGAUUUUAUCUACCUCUCAUACUCUAUGAUGACGCUGCUAUUAGAAAGCGUCCCAGACUUCAAAGAGACAUGGAUUGAGUGCCUGGGUGAUCUUGCGCGUUAUCGCAUGGCGGUGGAGGAGUACGACAAAAAGGAUCGUGAGCUCUGGGCAGGAGUCUCAAGAUACUGGUAUAACCAAGAUGCAGGGGGAAGUACGAGCAAUGGGCGGAUCCAGCAUCAUCUGGCUGUUUUGGCGCGUCCAGAUGUCCUCCAACAGUUCUUCCACUACACAAAAGCACUGGUCAGCGUAUCCCCAUUCCCAAAUGCCUUACACGGCAUGAAACAAUUGGUGGCUCCGCUUUUGAGCCUGCCGACUCAGGAGGAAACUUGGGUCACGUCGUUCGUGACCACUCACAGCGCACUUUUCAUGCAACCUCCAGCCUCGGCUGAGGACUUUGCCGCCCGAGCGAAUGGAUUCCUCGCAAAAUUACGCAUGGAGAUCAACCGGAUAGGCAGAAACAGUCAGCAAGGUGUUCAGAUGACAUCUUGCAAUAUUUGCGCGAUAUUCCAAUAUGGAAGUCAAGAUGGAGUCAUGGAAAAAGACUUCACAUUGAAGUCGCAGAACCCCACUGUAGAAGAACGAUUAUUGGCAAUGCAGUGGGCAUCUGGUGCGAGGACACUUGAUGAAAGUGCAUAUGCCGACAUCUCAUCCCAGCUUGCCUUCCGAGCGAGCUCGCUGACGUUUCACACCCUCAUCAUCAUGCUCGGACAAGUCGGCGAUCCAAAUAUGUACCCCAGUGUUCAUAUCUCAAUGGCAUUUAUCUCGUGUCUUACGGUCAAUCCGGCUGCCAUACAACGAUUGGAGCCGUUGAUUCCGUGGUCGCUGCUCGCGGCGUAUCUGAACACCUUGUUCCGUGUUGAUGAUGAUAUCUCGAAAAUCGAAAACGAAUCGUUCCCGCUUGGCACCAAAGACGCUGUCCAACUGCCGGAGGACUUUUUGAUCAGAGGCCAAGCAUGGAGUCAAGUAUAUUUCCCAGCGGGAUUCUUUGAGGAGGCUCCCACCGAAGAUGAGAGACUAUCAAUCGACGCAGCUUCAACAGUGUCUCCUAGAAGACAUCGAUGCCUUUGGCUCGGUGUUCGCAUCGCAAAGGUCUGUUAUCCUCUCUUUUUGUACUCGUGCAUCUAA
Messenger RNA from Penicillium paradoxum, 2040 nucleotides. RefSeq lists its product as uncharacterized. Gene Ontology annotation, cellular component: telomerase holoenzyme complex. Gene Ontology annotation, molecular function: telomeric repeat DNA binding; protein binding; telomerase RNA binding. The record is from RefSeq and is a predicted model, not a curated record. Gene Ontology annotation, biological process: nuclear-transcribed mRNA catabolic process, nonsense-mediated decay. The transcript has a single exon. NCBI's taxonomy places the organism in Eukaryota, Fungi, Ascomycota, Eurotiomycetes, Eurotiales, Aspergillaceae. Bases 1 to 2040 code for a protein of 679 amino acids.